Exophiala aquamarina CBS 119918 is the source of this 417-nucleotide messenger RNA. Its product is annotated as Ras family, other. The record is from RefSeq and is a predicted model, not a curated record. The transcript has 2 exons. Gene Ontology annotation, biological process: signal transduction. Gene Ontology annotation, molecular function: GTP binding; GDP binding; GTPase activity. Lineage: Eukaryota; Fungi; Ascomycota; Eurotiomycetes; Chaetothyriales; Herpotrichiellaceae. Gene Ontology annotation, cellular component: plasma membrane. The coding region runs from base 1 to 417 and encodes 138 amino acids.
AUGCUCACUCCCUAUAAACUGGCGAUCCUAGGAGAUGUAGAUGUUGGCAAGGCGGCGAUCACCAUCCAGUUAUCUCUCAGCCACUUCGUUGCAAUCUACGAUCCCACCAUCGAAUAUUCGUAUCGGAAACAAGUCGUGAUAGAUCAGCAAGCGUGCGUCCUAGAAGUAUUGGACACUGCGGGUCAAGGAGAACACACGACACUGCGAGAUCAAUGGACUCGAGACCGCGUGGGUUUUAUCCUCGUCUACAGUAUAACCUCUCGGAAAUCUUUCGAAACAAUCAACAAACUAUAUUCUCAGGUCCAAAGGGCCAAGGGAUCCGGGACAGCCAAACUCUCCACAGGCGCCAACUACCUUCCAGCACCGGUGAGUGUCAACCGGCCCCAUUCCAGUCAUGUUGGUCGGAAACAAGAGUGA